Molecule: messenger RNA, 1181 nt
Organism: Helianthus annuus (common sunflower)
Lineage: Eukaryota; Viridiplantae; Streptophyta; Magnoliopsida; Asterales; Asteraceae
Product: senescence-specific cysteine protease SAG39
Exons: 2
Coding region: 31-1056 (341 amino acids)
Cellular component (GO): lysosome
Molecular function (GO): cysteine-type endopeptidase activity
Source: RefSeq, a predicted model, not a curated record
AAGCUCUCUCUUAUAACUACUAGCUGCACUAUGUCAUCCAGAAACCGCACUUCCUUGGCUUGUUUGCUUUUGCUCCUCUUCUCGGCUUCUUUGCUUUCACAUGUUGCGUCGCGCUUGCUCUCCGAAAACUCCAGCUAUGAAAGCCACGAGCAAUGGAUGGCUCGCUAUGGACGCACAUACAAGGAUGCUGCUGAGAAGGAACGGCGUUCAAAGAUUUUCCAUGACAACGUCCAGUACAUACAGUCAUUCAACAACGCGAUGAACAAAGGUUACAAACUAGCAGUCAACGAGUUUGCGGACCUUACCAAUGAAGAGUUCAGAACAGCUAGGAACAGAUUCAAGGCACAUGAAUGCUCCCCUUCAACCUCUGCUUUCAGGUAUGAAAAUGUUACAGUGGUUCGAUCAUCGAUGGAUUGGAGAAAGAAAGGUGCAGUGACGCCUGUUAAAGACCAAGGCCAAUGUGGGUGUUGCUGGGCGUUUUCGGCUGUGGCAGCUAUGGAAGGAAUAACCCAACUGAAAACAGGUAAACUGGUGUCUCUAUCUGAACAAGAGCUUGUGGACUGUGACACUAGCGGUGUAGAUCAGGGAUGCGAGGGUGGUCUUAUGGACAAUGCCUUUGAUUUUAUCGUAAACAAUAAAGGCCUCACUACGGAGACCAACUACCCGUACAAAGGUGUUGAUGGCACCUGCAACAGCAACGAGGCAUCUAACCAUGCCGCAGCAAUUACUGGUCACGAAGAUGUUCCUGCCAACAGUGAAAGUGCGCUGUUAAAAGCUGUGGCCAGUCAGCCCGUCUCAGUUGCUAUUGAUGCUAGUGGGUCAGACUUCCAGUUCUACUCCAGUGGUGUGUUUACAGGAGACUGUGGCACGGAACUGGACCAUGGUGUUACUGCGGUUGGUUAUGGGACUAGCGAUGACGGGACUAAGUAUUGGUUGGUGAAGAACUCAUGGGGAACAAGUUGGGGUCAAGAGGGGUACAUCAUGAUGCAAAGAGAUGUUGAGGCUAAAGAAGGUCUUUGCGGCAUUGCCAUGCAGGCUUCCUACCCCACUGCUUAAUUUGAGAAAGAGCAGAAGUAAUACUUAUGUAAUGUACAAUGUAUGUAUAUUAUGUACUCUUAAUUAUACAAGGAAUUGAAAAGGAAACUACACGUUAUAAAUUCCAACUUUUAUAAGCAAGGAAA